AUGAACCUACCACAUGAAAUGUCACUGGAGCCUGACUCUCUGUCCCUGCAGUGUCCAGAUCCCAGCUCAGCACUGCUCCAGGUCCCAGCUGUCAUCACCCUGCAUCCCCUGCCCUCUGCAGCCAGCAGUGAUGUAAUCACCCUGCAUCCCCUGCCCUCUGCAGCCAGCAGUGAUGUCAUCACCCUGCAUCCCCUGCCCUAUGCAGCCAGCUGUGAUGUCAUCACCCUGCAUCCCCUGCCCUCUGCAGCCAGCUGUGAUUCCCCACCAAUCACCACCCUCACUGCUGCAGUCCCCACCAAUCACUACCCUCACUGCUGCAGUCCCCACCACUCACCACCAUCACUGCUGCAGUCCCCACCAAUCACCACCCUCACUGCUGCAGUCCCCACCAAUCACCACCCUCACUGCUGCAGCUCCCACCAAUCACCACCCUCACUGCUGCAGCCCUCACCACUCACCACCCUCACUGCUGUAGCCCCCACCACUCACCACCCUCACUGCUGCAGUCCCCACCAAUCACCACCCUCACUGCUGCAGCCCCCAUCACUCACCACCAUCACUGCUGCAGCCCCCACCACUCACCACCCUCACUGCUGUAGCCCCCACCACUCACCACCCUCACUGCUGCAGUCCCCACCAAUCACCACCAUCACUGCUGCAGCCCCCACCACUCACCACCAUCACUGCUGCAGCCCCCACCACUCACCACCAUCACUGCUGCAGCCCCCACCACUCACCACCCUCACUGCUGCAGCCCCCACCAAUCACCACCCUCACUGCUGCAGUCCCCACCAAUCACCACCAUCACUGCUGCAGUCCCCACCAAUCACCACCAUCACUGCUGCAGUCCCCACCAAUCACCACCCUCACUGCUGCAGUCCCCACCAAUCACCACCCUCACUGCUGCAGUCCCCACCAAUCACCACCAUCACUGCUGCAGUCCCCACCAAUCACCACCAUCACUGCUGCAGUCCCCACCAAUCACCACCCUCACUGCUGCAGUCCCCACCAAUCACCACCAUCACUGCUGCAGUCCCCACCAAUCACCACCAUCACUGCUGCAGUCCCCACCAAUCACCACCCUCACUGCUGCAGUCCCCACCAAUCACCACCCUCACUGCUGCAGUCCCCACCAAUCACCACCCUCACUGCUUCAGCCCCCACCACUCACCACCCACACUGCUGCAGCCACCACCACUCACCACCCUCACUGCUGCAGCCCCCACCACUCACCACCCUCACUGCUGCAGCCCCCACCACUCACCACUAUCACUGCUUCAGCCCCCACCACCCUCCACCCUCACUGCUUCAGCCCCCACCACUCACCACCCUCACUGCUGUAGCCCCCACCACUCACCACCCUCACUGCUUCAGCCCUCACCACCCUCACUGCUGCAGCCCCCAUCACUCACCACCAUCACUGCUGCAGCCCCCACCACUCACCACCCACACUGCUGCAGCCACCACCACUCACCACCCUCACUGCUGCAGCCCCCACCACUCACCACUAUCACUGCUUCAGCCCCCACCACCCUCCACCCUCACUGCUGCAGCCCCCACCACUCACCACCCACACUGCUGCAGCCCCCACCACCCUCCACCCUCACUGCUGCAGCCCCCACCACUCACCACUAUCACUGCUUCAGCCCCCACCAAUCACCACCCUCACUGCUUCAGCCCCCACCACUCACCACCCUCACUGCUGUAGCCCCCACCACUCACCACCCUCACUGA
Oncorhynchus nerka (sockeye salmon) is the source of this 1734-nucleotide messenger RNA. RefSeq lists its product as uncharacterized. The transcript is spliced from 3 exons. Lineage: Eukaryota; Metazoa; Chordata; Actinopteri; Salmoniformes; Salmonidae. The record is from RefSeq and is a predicted model, not a curated record. Bases 1 to 1734 code for a protein of 577 amino acids.